CUGCACUGAAAGAAUGUAAACUAAACAAAUUUAUCCAGCAUGCACAUGUCUAUUGCUUACCUCUGUAGUUGUGGUAUUCCCGCCACCAUUGUAUGUCGGCAGUCUCUGGUCAUCUCCUGUACUAUGUCCGUAGUCUCUGGUCAUCUCCUGUACUGUGUCCGCAGUCUCUGGUCAUCUCCUGUACUAUGUCCGCAGUCUCUGGUCAUCUCCUGUACUAUGUCCGCAGUCUCUGGUCAUCUCCUGUACUGUGUCCGCAGUCUCUGGUCAUCUAAUGUACUGUAUCCGCAGUCUCUGGUCAUCUCUCUGUACUCUGUCCGCAGUCUCUGGUCAUCUCCUGUACUAUGUCCGCAGUCUCUGGUCAUCUCCUGUACUGUGUCCGCAGUCUCUGUCAUCUCCUGUACUGUGUCCGCAGUCUCUGGUCAUCUCCUGUACUAUGUCCGCAGUCUCUGGUCAUCUCCUGUACUGUGUCCGCAGUCUCUGGUCAUCUCCUGUACUAUGUCCGCAGUCUCUGGUCAUCUCCUGUACUAUGUCCGCACUCUGUCAUCUCCUGUACUGCCGCAGUCUCUGGUCAUCUCAUGUACUGUAUCCACAGUCUCUGGUCAUCUCCUGUACUCUGUCCACAGUCUCUGGUCAUCUCCUGUACUCUGUACUAUGUCCGCAGUCUCUGGUCAUCUCCUG
Molecule: messenger RNA, 678 nt
Organism: Staurois parvus
Lineage: Eukaryota; Metazoa; Chordata; Amphibia; Anura; Ranidae
Source: the annotation of a GenBank genome assembly